AGCACAUGGCCCCAACUCACUCUCACCAACUACUUCCUUAAUCUCAAACUUGCCCUUACUCCUUACCCACUGGGCAUUGUUACCCUCAAUGGAACGCUUCGCGAUGCAGAAACGGGUCCAGAUUGAUGAGUCCCAAUACGACGACGUACCGGAGGAAAAUAUGCGAUUCAGAUCCUCCAACAGCAAUGUCUCCGAUGACCAAGAACCAUUCAUGGGCAUCAAAGUCCGACGCAAGGCCUCUCUUCACAGAGAUUACAACGGUGACUACCUCGAUGUACCUUCACACCCCUUUUUAAUGAAGAUUUUGCACAAACAAGGGGACAAGCAAGUUCUAUUUGCGGAUAAAGUUUUGAAGUUCACUGGUUCGGGGAAGAUGAAACGCUGCGUUCUGUUGAUUACUGAUUUUGCGAUUUACAUUGUUGACCCUGAGGUCGAUGCCCUUAAACGGAGGAUAGCCCUUGCUGCCGUUGAGAAGGUUUGUCUCAGUGAACUGCGUGAUAACUUUUUCGCUGUGGUAAUUCCAACGGAGUAUGAUUUGCUCAUGGCUAGUACUCGCAAGACUGAGAUUGUUACUGUGUUGGUUGAAGCUACCAAGUCAAAGAGUGCGUCUGGUUUUGAACUCGACGUCGUUUUCUCCAACAGGUUUGAAUAUAGUGCGGCAUCUGACUUGGUGAAGGAAAUCCAAUUUGAGGAAGUUGAAGGGGGUGUCAAAACCAGAAUUUUGAGGAAGUGAAUUGUGGUUUGUAAUUUUCAUGAUGUUGUCUGUAAAUUAAGUUGUAGAUACUGUUAAUGAUUUUUGAGUGAUAGUGUGAGAUGUGUAUCAAAGGUUAACUCAACUGUAAUUCUAAUGCCAGAAAUUUUAAGAGAGAUAAAAUAUGAAAGAAAUAUGUGCUGUAAGUUUUCAACAUGAAAUUGGAACCGGAUUCUUCUGUACUGGAUGUAUGAAGUGUGAUUAUAUCAAUAUUUU
This is a messenger RNA of Gastrolobium bilobum, 967 nucleotides long. RefSeq lists its product as uncharacterized. Gene Ontology annotation, cellular component: myosin complex. Gene Ontology annotation, molecular function: cytoskeletal motor activity. The record is from RefSeq and is a predicted model, not a curated record. The transcript has 4 exons. The coding region runs from base 89 to 733 and encodes 214 amino acids. NCBI's taxonomy places the organism in Eukaryota, Viridiplantae, Streptophyta, Magnoliopsida, Fabales, Fabaceae.